AUGGCUCCUUCUCACCGUCUUCUAUGGCGAGGUGCUCUCUCUCAUCCAUUCACACAGCUCGACGGCGUCGCAUUCAUCGCUCAUCUCCCUCAGAGCACAGAGUCACCAUCAACAACACCGACACACAGCAAGCUAGGCGCGCUCGAUACACCGACCGCACUCGCAUUGGAGACGCUGAGAGGGAGACCCUCUCUCCCCGUAUUGGGAACUUGGAAAGGAGAAGUCGACGUCGAGCAGGGGAUCCGAAUCCAUAUCAACCCUUCCUGUCAUCUCACAGUCGCCUACUUCACGCGUCUCUUCUCUACACCACCCCUUUCCCCAACCUCCCAACACACUCCAUGUCUUCGCAUCUCCCUCUCCUCCUGCACUCCAAGUGCAGAAGACGAGCUCCUUCUCUUUCCAUCGCCCCUCCCAUCAGGCAACAUCGAGAUCCUCGUCGCUCGUCCGCGUCCCUCCCUUCCCAAAGCGAAGCGUCUCGUUCCAAGACCAGACGACCCCCUCCCACGCCGAAUCCAGGACCUGCGAGGCCUGGAUUUACAGGAGAGGGGGAUCAAGCGGACUUCUAGCAAUGGCCCGGAAGCGCUGGAUGACGUCUUCUCGGCAACGGCAAAACGUCGGCGGAUAUCUGAUGAGCCUCCUACUAAGCCUGACCGGCCCUUUGAGAGACGCAAAUCCGGGAAACUUGACAAGCUGGGGAAGGAGAACCUCGACCAGGAGGCAGAUAGGAGCAUGCCUCCUCCCCUCGUUCCGCCCAAUUCGGAGCCUUCGAGCACGGAGGAACAGAACAAGGCACUGAUCAAGAAGCACAUUGUUACCUCGUUGGCUAACGCUGGCUGUGGCCGUGCACACGCAGACUUCAAAGACUGCUUUUCAAUCGUCAACCGCGGUGUGUCCUUCGCCUUGGUACGUUUCUUUCUCUCGGUGUUACAGCAGCCACUGAAGAGCGAGAAGAGGAAACAUCUCAAGCGACGCAAGCUGGACAGGGAUGAAGUCGUCCGCCUCGUCGGUGCCCACGUGGGGAUGUACUUCGUCCCUGACUCGCCUGUCAAACCCUCUCGCACCAGCCGACCGAGGGAAACCCUCGAACGCGCAGGGUCGGAGGAGGUCAUCUGGGCAUGA
This is a messenger RNA of Dacryopinax primogenitus, 1119 nucleotides long. RefSeq lists its product as uncharacterized. The record is from RefSeq and is a predicted model, not a curated record. NCBI's taxonomy places the organism in Eukaryota, Fungi, Basidiomycota, Dacrymycetes, Dacrymycetales, Dacrymycetaceae. The transcript is spliced from 2 exons. Bases 1 to 1119 code for a protein of 372 amino acids.